AUGCACCAGCGCUACUGUAUGGUUCGACGAGCUGUGCAGGCGCCCAGAAGAAGCUCUGCUCGACGCUGGAGCGAUUCGGCGGCGCCCGCAGUAUUACCAGAGGGCCUUCACGAGAUUGACAGCGUUCCGCGCACGCCGUCCUGGUCACUCACGGAGCUCCACCAAAAGGGAGCGGUGCCCGAUGCAGCCAAUGUCGUGCUGACGGCAGCAAAGCUGCGAGAGCUAGCGGAGUUGUGCCAUCUACACCUGGACGACGAGAAGCUCCCGGGACUGCUCAAGGACGUAGAGGCCAUCAUUCAGUGCACAAAGACCAUUCAGGCCAUGACGAUCAGUGAGAACAUCAAUGACGUGUACACCACAAGCGACUUUGACGCUGAUACUGUGGCUCCUCUUCGAGACGACGUCGUCACAGCAGGAGAUUGUGCCGAUAAGAUCUUGGCAAACGCUGCAGAAACGUCCGGCUACUACUUCAAGGUGCCCAAGGUGCUGCGAGACUAA
Molecule: messenger RNA, 498 nt
Organism: Hyaloperonospora brassicae
Lineage: Eukaryota; Oomycota; Peronosporomycetes; Peronosporales; Peronosporaceae
Source: the annotation of a GenBank genome assembly